Arabidopsis lyrata subsp. lyrata is the source of this 923-nucleotide messenger RNA. RefSeq names its product 50S ribosomal protein L11, chloroplastic. The record is from RefSeq and is a predicted model, not a curated record. The transcript has 6 exons. Lineage: Eukaryota; Viridiplantae; Streptophyta; Magnoliopsida; Brassicales; Brassicaceae. Gene Ontology annotation, biological process: translation. Gene Ontology annotation, cellular component: large ribosomal subunit; ribosome. Gene Ontology annotation, molecular function: large ribosomal subunit rRNA binding; structural constituent of ribosome. Bases 318 to 923 code for a protein of 201 amino acids.
ACCUGGCUCAUCAUUCUUUUCAAAUAAUUAGCUACCUCUAGUUUUGAUGACUAAGUGUUGUAGAACUAACUCAAAUUUCUGCUAAAUGUCGUCGGCAUAUAUAUUGUCCAUGUUUUCGAGUAAUAUGUCAAUGUUUUCGAGUGCCAUAAUGAGUAAGCAAAACUGCAAUAUCGUCCAAAUUUUCCUAUUAUUUUAAACUGGCAAACUGCUAUAUCGUCCAAAUUUUUCCUAUUUUGUAUGAUUAUUUUUGGAAAGUUACUUACUACAAGAACUCGCAUGCAUUCUAAUUUCCCUACCUUGUGCUCCACUCUGAAUCAAUGGCGUCUUCUUCUCUAUCAACCCUUUGCAGUUGCACUUCGUCUUCUCUGUAUCCUAACACUAAGCUCUCACGUUAUCUUUCGGCAAACUUAACCUCCAAAACAAAUGUUUCCAUUCAGUUUCUUGGAAAGAAACCGUUCCCGCUUCUCUCCUCAACCAUGAGAUUUCUCACUGUUGUCGCCGCCACGGCUCAAUCAAUACCUAGAGGCAAAACCAAAAAAGUGGUUGGAACUAUAAAAAUGAAUGUAUGGGCGGGAAGAGCAACUCCGGCGCCCCCGGAUAUGAGCUUCACUUUUAUCCUCAAGACCCCUCCUGCUUCGUUUUUGUUGCUUAAGGCUGCAGGUGUUAAGAAAGGAUCUAAAGAUCCAAAGCAAAAUAAAGUUGGGAUGAUAACAAUAGAACAACUCCGCAAAAUUGCAGAAGAAAAGCUGCCUGAGCUGAAUUGCACUACAAUUGUAUCCGCUAUGAGAACCAUUGCAGGAACUGCAUGUAACAUGGGGAUAGACAUUGACCCUCCUAUUCUUGAACCUAAAAAAGAAAAUAGCUUUGUGAAGAGAAGAAUGGAAGAUCAACUCAAGGACUUUGAAGAUGCUUGUAGAAUCUAA